This is a messenger RNA of Ambispora gerdemannii, 146 nucleotides long. NCBI's taxonomy places the organism in Eukaryota, Fungi, Glomeromycota, Glomeromycetes, Archaeosporales, Ambisporaceae. The record is from the annotation of a GenBank genome assembly.
ACGAUGACAUCAUCUUCGACAAACACCAAAAAUAAUAAUGACAGUUUGAUGAGCUCGGAAAUCAUAAAGUCAAUAGAAAAACACGAGUUAUUAAUUUCAUUCCCUUCUCGAUUACAAAUCCAAUCCUUGUCCUCAUCACCGCCACU